GCGGUCUGCUUGAGAGAUUGGUAUGCCAAUCUGAUGGCUUACAUGUGCGGGAGUUAUAGCUCUGGAGAUUGUAUCCCCAGCAGUGAGCCAGUACAAUAUCCGCUGCUCGACAUCAAACCUCAACUCGCCGCAACCUCCUACGAACUCGAUUGCGAGCGCGACCCUUCUCCCCCGGGACCUAAACUACUCGCGGAACUAGACAUACCGGGGAAUUGGUCUGGGAAGGGGCAACAUGUCGAAUUCGCGCGGGAUGAAGCUAUUCCCUUAGAACAAGGGACACUCUUGGGCCGAGGAUCAUUCGCAGAUGUUUACGAGGUGAAAUGCCGGGGCUUAUCCAUGGCCAGGAAGCAAAUCUAUUGCACUCGACGCAUGAAGAUCGCGGACGUGAAGCGGGAGCUCGAUAUUCUGAAGAAGCUGAGUCACAAGCAUGUGGUGACGUUGUUGGGCUCCUACACACAGAACAAUCAGAAUAAUAUCUUAGGAUUGCUCUUGCACCCUGUUGCGGUUUGCGAUCUAGGCGUUUUGUUGGAUGAGCUGGAUGAGAACCAAAACCUUGCCUGGGCCGACUGUUCAGAAGACUUCAAGAAAUUGAUGGAACGCCUUGGGUUUCGGGACGACAGACACAAAAUGAGGGAGCGCUUGGCCAGGGUGUAUGGAUGUCUUGCCAAUGCUAUCCAAUAUCUUCACAACAGUGAUAUCCGGCACAAGGACAUCAAGCCACAGAAUAUUCUUCUGGACAGGAACGACGGUCUCCAUGUUACGGAUUUUGGGCUAAGUCGGGAUAUUACGGAUGCCUCUAGCAGCGCCACUGAUGGUAACGUGAGAGGGACUUACAAGUAUUGUGCACCCGAGGUUGCGAUGUUGGAACCACGAGGUCGAGCGGCAGACAUAUACUCCCUUGGCUGCGUGUUCCUAGAAAUCAACACGGUCCAUCGCCGACUUUCUUUGGGUGCGUUCGAAAAUUUCAGGACGAGGUACAACGAUCGUUCAUACCAGAACAAUCCCCAGAAAAUACAGGAGUGGAUGUCUAAACUCCGACAGAUCCGUAUCGACAAUGUUGAUAGUGGAAUCUUCGAUAUCGUCGACAUUAUCGAAAGGAUGGUUUCUCCUAUCGCAAAAGAUCGUCCUGCUAUUGGGGAUAUAUGUUCGAGUUUGUAUUUGCUGGGUGAUCUUAUAUAUUUCGGAAAGUGUUGUCCGUCACGGCGGUAUCAGGACGUUGUGGACAGAAGCACCAAGCUGGAACACGAAUGCGAGAUCUUGCGGGCGCAAUACGAUACCGAAAUGAGCAUCAUCCGCAAAGAUUGGACUGAACGAAUGGAUGAGAUUCGCUGGUCCCACGAAUGUGAGAAAGCGAUACUAGUUGAGGAACACAGAUCAGAAAUGGAUUCUAUGACCAAAAGGCUCUGAGAAACUGAUCAGCAGUGCAAGCCCCACCUAGAUGAGUUGGACUGAGCAUAUUAAAAUGGAUCUUUCACCAUCCAGCGAGAUCGGCUUCAAGCAUAGGACAACCUCAAACUUCUUCUAUGACACCUUCUAUCUCUCGUACUUAUACUCCCC
Hyaloscypha bicolor E is the source of this 1557-nucleotide messenger RNA. RefSeq names its product kinase-like protein. Gene Ontology annotation, biological process: autophagy; protein autophosphorylation; peptidyl-serine phosphorylation. The record is from RefSeq and is a predicted model, not a curated record. Bases 34 to 1407 code for a protein of 457 amino acids. Gene Ontology annotation, molecular function: ATP binding; protein serine/threonine kinase activity. NCBI's taxonomy places the organism in Eukaryota, Fungi, Ascomycota, Leotiomycetes, Helotiales, Hyaloscyphaceae. Gene Ontology annotation, cellular component: autophagosome; cytoplasm. The transcript is spliced from 4 exons.